Molecule: messenger RNA, 3145 nt
Organism: Bufo bufo (common toad)
Lineage: Eukaryota; Metazoa; Chordata; Amphibia; Anura; Bufonidae
Gene: LINGO2
Product: leucine rich repeat and Ig domain containing 2
Exons: 2
Coding region: 132-1970 (612 amino acids)
Cellular component (GO): extracellular matrix
Molecular function (GO): protein binding
Source: RefSeq, a predicted model, not a curated record
CAGCUGCUCGCUGGUAAGGCCUUCUGAGAGCCUUCCGUUCAGCACUGGAGGACAGUGUCUGUCAGAAGAGGUGGCAAUGUGCUCGGAUCGCAGCCGUCAUUCUAAGGUCCCUGACCGGAGAGUUGUACUUCAUGGGAGGAGUCAUGCUUCACACGGCCACAUCUUGCUGGCAAACAAUCCUGUGUGUGACCAUGGUCUUGGUCUAUGUGAGAUCCACUGUUGGUUGUCCAGGUCGUUGUGAUUGCUUACCACAAAACAAAUCAGUCAGCUGUCAUCGAAAAAAAUUCACCUUGAUGCCAGAAGGAAUCCCCAUAGAGACUAAAAUUCUGGAUUUAAGUAAGAACAAACUGAAAAGUGUUGGACCAGAUAAUUUUUCAUCUUAUCCUUUGUUGGAGGAAAUAGACCUUAGUGACAACAUCAUUUCAAACGUGGAGCCUGGAGCAUUUAAUUAUCUUUAUAAUCUUCGGUCAUUGAACUUAAAAGGAAAUCGCUUAAAACUGUUGGACUUAGGUGUCUUCACAGGUUUGUCGAAUUUGACUAUGCUUGAUAUAAGUGAAAACAAAAUAGUUAUUUUACUAGACUAUAUGUUUCAAGGUCUUCAUAAUCUAAAGUCCCUAGAAGUUGGAGAUAAUCAGUUAGUUUUUAUAUCUCAUAGAGCAUUUAAUGGACUGCUUAGCCUGGAGCAGCUCACUUUGGAGAAAUGUAACUUGACAGCCGUUCCUACUGAUGCCCUUUCACACCUUCACAACCUCUAUAGUUUGCAUUUGAAACAUCUAAAUAUAAAUGUGUUGCCUGAAAUUGCCUUUAAGAGAUUGUAUCGUCUGAAAAUCUUGGAAAUAAGCAACUGGCCUCUGCUGGACACGGUGCCUGCUAAUACUUUUUACAGUCUAAACCUUACGUUUCUCUCAAUCACCAAUACCAAUAUUUCAGCAAUUCCUUAUCAUGCUUUAAAACACUUGGUUUAUCUAACGCACUUAAACCUCUCAUUUAACCCCAUUACUGUUAUUGAAUCAGGAGUACUGGCAGAUUUGGUUCGACUUCAGGAAUUACACAUGGUAGGAGCUCAGCUGCGCAUUAUUGAGCCACAUGCUUUCCAAGGACUACGGUUCUUGCGCGUACUUAAUUUGUCUCAAAACCUAUUGGAAACAUUGGAGGAGAAUGUGUUUCACUCCCCUAAAGCUCUGGAAGUGCUCUGCAUUGAUAAUAACCCUUUAAUAUGUGACUGCCGCCUAAUUUGGAUGUUACAGAGGCAUCCGAUGUUGAAAUUUGGUAUCCAACAGCCAAUGUGUGCUAGUCCAGACAAUAUUAAAGAGAAACAAUUUAAGGAAUUCCAUGCCACUGUAUUGUCCUUUUACUUUAUAUGUAAAAAACCUAAAAUUAGGGACAGAGAAAUAUUGCAGCUACAUGUAGAUGAGGGGCAGAGGGUUCAGAUGAACUGCAAUGCUGAUGGAGAUCCUCAACCAAUGAUUUCAUGGGUUACUCCACGUAGGAGAAUGGUUUCUCCAAAGUCCCAUGGAAGAGCCACAGUUCUUGGAAAUGGCACUCUGGAAAUAAGGUAUGCUCAAGUUCAAGACACUGGAACCUAUGUUUGCAUUGCUAGUAAUGCUGCUGGAAAUGACACCUUCUCAGCUUCUCUUACUGUGAAAGGAUUUGUUCCUGAUCGUUCUUACACUAAUAUGACACCUAUGUUCAUUACGGAAUUAAAUGAAACAAACAGCAAUGUAACCAAUACAAACAUGACAUAUUCCUUUGACCUCAAGACAAUUUUGGUGUCUACAGCAAUGGGUUGCUUUACAUUUCUUGGAGUGGUUUUGUUUUGCUUCUUACUGCUUUUUGUGUGGAGCCGUGGAAAAGGAAAGCAUAAAAACAACAUUGACCUGGAAUAUGUUCCUCGGAAAAACAAUGGGGCUGUAGUAGAAGCCGAUGUCACAGGCACUGUACCCAGGAGAUUUAAUAUGAAAAUGAUAUAGUGGAUAGUUGCCUACAGAGCUUUGUUUUCACGUGGUAUUGUUUCUACCCACUAAUACAGCCUGGCAAUUUGGAUUGCUGGGUGAAGACAGCUAUAUGUAGCUGUAACUGUGUCAAACAUUUUUUUAUGGAAUUGGAAAGACCAUCUGGAGAUGCUCAAAAGAGGCCAGUGAUCUAUGGGCAAGAACAUUAGGGCAUUUCAUGGAGUUGUUUUACUAAUUGUUUGCAUUGCAAAUAUUGGCAUUCUGGGGAUCUCAGUAACAAACUCUUGGCUCAUUCUCAUGGACACAUACUCAACAUUUUCUACCACUCUGAAAGCUAAACAAGCAAACAAACCUACAGUGUAGGCUUUACAUAUAAAAUGACAUGUCCAAAACAUAGAGUGUACUUUGUAUCUAUAGAUAUCAUUUGUUUAAGCUGAGCAUCAUUCUUUCUUGUUGGUUCCACUCUAUAAAUGAAUUGGUAUGGUUUAUUUUAUACAAUUGCCCAACCUGAAGCAAUACAAAAGAGAAAUUGUGCUUAAUCUCCACUGAAAAAUGACUUUAAUAUAAUCAACCAUGGCUCUCAUACUAAAGAUCACAUGCAGCUGAUCAAUGACUGGUCAACCUUACAGAAAUGACUCAGUGGGUUCAAGUUGAAAUGCCACAAUAUUUUUAUCUGUAUAAAGAGAUCCAUAUUUCUAUUUAAUCUAAAUUAUAAAUGUUUGAAAUUUAUUUUAUAUUUGAAAUUGCAAUGCCCCCUUUACCAAUGUGUCUUUAUAGAGAUUACCUUUUCAGCUGCAUGGUUUUUAAUAUGGUAACCAUAGGAAACUCGAUUGAGCAAACACCUUUUUGUUUGUUUGUUUCUAGCUCACAGAAAACCACUUUAAGGCUAAACUAAUGCUUGGUUGUGACAAUAUUUAUAAGGACAUGUACCUAAUUUGAUACAGAGCUGAGUUAUUUUUUAUACCUAGUAUCACAAACAAUCCAUUUACUGUAAAAAAAAAAUAUAUGGUCUUUACUCAAGCUGAUAAACUGGAGGAUACUGUUGACCAAUUUUAUUCAGUGAGACUCAAGAGUGCAGGUCAGAAUUACAUAGUUGUAUCUUAUGAAUUGCAGUAAAUGCUAAAAGUUUAGUAUUCUAGCAAAUGUCUAUAUAGAUCUAAGACAAACUCUUUUUUGCAAUAGAAAUAAAUAAA